This is a messenger RNA of Phlebotomus argentipes, 2206 nucleotides long. It is a transcript of the gene pkaap, whose product is annotated as A-kinase anchor protein 10, mitochondrial. The record is from RefSeq and is a predicted model, not a curated record. The coding region runs from base 125 to 1927 and encodes 600 amino acids. Gene Ontology annotation, molecular function: protein kinase A binding. Gene Ontology annotation, cellular component: plasma membrane. The transcript has 3 exons. Gene Ontology annotation, biological process: intracellular protein localization. NCBI's taxonomy places the organism in Eukaryota, Metazoa, Arthropoda, Insecta, Diptera, Psychodidae.
AACGUCAGCUGGGGUGUGGUUGACAGUCGGAGAAAUUCCCCUGACACGGAUUUACAAGAGAAAAUAAAAACAUGUUCUAGAAUAAACAAAGUGGCAACAUUUGUGUAAUCAUCAGCUUGGAGACAUGCUGAAGAUCUUUAAGAAGUCAGGUCGUAGAAAAGAGAACACAAAUUCGUCAUCGCAGGAAAUUUCCGGAGAUGCUGAUGACCAACGGAGGAGACACUCUGGCAGCCAACCAGCUGCAUCACUGGCGACCGCAGAGGAGUUAUGCGAGAGCCAGGAAGACGAAAGUGAGGCUUGUCGCUCGAGAUUGUCCAAGAAUCUGCUGGAAAUUCUCUCUGAGAAGAGUAGCCUGUGCUACUUCGUUCAGUUCCUGGAGGAGCGCAAAGUGCUACCACUGAUCAAGUUCUGGUUGGACGCAGAGAGUUUCCGGACGUCAGCACAAGUUUGCGAGAAGUCCGAUGGGCUUCACAAGACCACAACGAAGAGCACUUCUUCCGAAGGGUGUGACAAUUUGUCUUGCUUCAGCGUGGACUGCGAAUCUGUGUCCCUGAACUCGUCUACAAGUUGUGAUAUUAGACGCGGGGAAGAUGGGAAGUCCACCAUGUCAGACGACUUGAGUGGGCAGCUGGGAAAAAUCACGGAUUUCAUUGCAAAUCAGGAGGACAGUAACCUGGACGGCUACUCAAAUUUAUGUGAUAUCUCGAUAGGGCAGUCAAGCGGAGAGGAGAAGAGUCAGGAUGAGGCGAAAAAGCGGCUGGAGGAGGAUGACGACGAAGAAGAUGAUGAGGAAACGAUAAAAGUGCAGAGAAGCAUCGCCACGGACGCUGUUAGAAUCUUUAAGAAGUACUUCACGAGCAACUCGUCUUACUGGAUCGACAUCCCAGCCCCAGUCCAUGCCAAAAUUUCCCUGGCGCUGUGCCAGGAGGACGGUGGACCAGUGUCCCCGUUCUGUUUCGAAGCAGCGCAGAAGUACGUAUUCAAUCGCCUCGAGAGGGAUCACCUUAGCGACUUCCUGGACAGCAUUUUCUACUGCAAGUACUGCGUUGACGUCCUAACCGGGGACAAUCUACACAUUCGUGAUAUCCUGUAUAGCGAGUCGGCCUUAUUCUAUUUCCUGGAGUUCCUUGAACAGGAAAAUAUCCGCGAUUACCUGGAUUUCUGGGUGUCGGCCACGAACUUCCGUCGCCAAUUCAUGGAGAGUGGCGAUCGGCUGGUUUUUGCGGAGGCGCAGAAGGACGCAAUGGUGCUGUAUGAGAAGUAUUUCUCCCUCCAGGCCAACACAUCCCUCCAAUUCUCAGACACCGUGCGAUUCCAUGUAGAAGAGCGGAUUUGCUCUCAAACUGAACCCAUCUUUACAUGUUUUGACCGGCCGGUGCGCAUUGUUGAGCACUUUCUAGCGACAAACCACUUUGCCGGAUUCACAAAGUCUCAACUGUUCUACAAGUACCUGUCGGAGCUCCUGAAUCGCAUCCAGGAGCACAAGCGAUCGACAGAUCAGAACAAAAAGGGCCACAGGAAGACUAAUUCUGAAUGCUGGAGCAGUAUCUCAACGCAGAACACUCUCUUGGCUAUGGAGACGCCCCAGAAGCAUCGAGCUGUGCGCUCCUGCUCCACGUCAGACAUGCAAAUCGAUGCUAGACAUAUCAGCGAUCCCGACCUUCUCUGGAGGCGUUCCUCAUUCGCCCACGGCCUUCGCUUCGGCAGCGUGAACGCCCUGGGGCGCUACGAGCGUGACUUCGACAUGGACAACGGCGAUGCCGAGCGCUGGAGUCUUUCCGCAAGUGGAAAUAAGCUGAAGAAAGCCAUGCGGAAGCUGGUGAAUCUCCCCGAGGAUCGCGUACAGGAAGAGAUUGCCUGGCAAGUGGCCGAGAUGAUUGUUAAAGAUAUUACGAAUGUUACUCUCAAUCAUGACACAGGAACGUGAUGUCUGUGACUCUCUCUAACUCUCUGUCAUUCCUUUUUUGUGGAAUUUCUACCCCUAAGAAUCUUUAGUCACUCUUCAGUGUUAUUAACAUUUUUUUGCAAUGAUUUAAGAUAGUAUUCUUUAUUGUCUGUCCUGAGAGAAUUUAUGUGAAUUGUUUAAUUGACAAAUUCGGAUUUUGAAAGGCGUCACUAGAGACUCAUAGGUGUUAUUUUUUGAAGAAUUGAAAACAAUAAAUUAAUAUAUUAUGAGAAUAUCGAAUGAGUUAUCACUUUAUGUUUG